Thlaspi arvense is the source of this 219-nucleotide messenger RNA. The record is from the annotation of a GenBank genome assembly. Lineage: Eukaryota; Viridiplantae; Streptophyta; Magnoliopsida; Brassicales; Brassicaceae.
AUGAGGCGAACCAUAAUCUCAUUCGAGAUCCCUCCCGCUACUCUCGGGAUGUUAGACACUGCAAGUCAAGCUAAAGGAUUCACUGAUCUACAACGUAUGGAGAUUGGACUUUUCGUCUCUGUUCUGAGCUUGGCAGCUGCAGCUAUCGUUGAGACGGUUCGGUUACGGUUGGCACGAGAUCUUGAUCUGCUUGAAAAUUUUGCAAUCGGUUUCGUGUGA